GUUAUACUACGUCGCCUGAGGAAGGUUCUUUACAUGGGGUCUGGGUCAGGAGUCAAAAAUUUUCGCGAAGCGACGCCGCCGACGUCAAGUACUACAAGACUCAGCUCCCGUGACAUGCAACGAAGGAAAAAGCCGACUGAAGCAAAUGAAAAACAAGUACAUGUGGAGGAGGAGAAGAAAGGAAUAGAAGAGGAACUAAAACUGCAUAGUGAGAAAAUCGAUGAAGCUAAAAUUUAUGGCCCAAUUCUUGCUGGCAUUGUUCUGCGUAUUUUGUGCUUCAUCUACGGCCGACCAUUUCUUCUCAAACGAGCCGAGCUCACGUCACCUUUGGUUUCCUACGGAAGAUUGCAAGAUGGGGUUGCCAUGUACAAAGAUGGGAUUUCUCCAUAUGAAGGGGAUUUAUUUCAUUUUCAACCACUCCUGUUGCGAUUAUUCUCACUUGUAUCGCUCAGUGAGAACAGUGCUUUUGCCAUAUUUGUGGCAGUAGACUGUCUAACUGGGCUGCUCUUGUCUCGAAGUGCUGGACGUUAUGCGAGAGAUAAUCAUAGCGCACAUCCUGAUUAUGUCGAAAGGCUUGUCUUGAAAUGCUACCUGCUCAAUCCGAUCACAAUCGGAAGCUCAGCUAUUCUCAGCAUUUCAGUGCUUCACAAUCUCAUAUCUGCUGCAGUUGUUUAUUUUUUCAGUAAAGGACUGCUGUUGCCAUGUGUGGCUUUUCUUUCCCUAUCGUCGAGCCUUUCGCUAUAUCCGGUUGUGAUCCUUGCUUCGGUACUUUUACGCUUUCCUUCCUUGCAAGAGCGCAUAAACGCUGUGCUGGGACUAAUUAUUGGAUUCUGUGUCUUCACUGGGUUAAACUGGCUACUUAAUGGUAUGAAAUGGAAUUUUAUCGAGGAUACAUAUGGAUUUAUCCUCAAAGUUGAUGAUCUGACGCCUAAUGUCGGCCUAGUGUGGUAUUUUUUCACGCAAGUGUUCGAACAUUUUCGGACAUUCUAUUUGGCUGUGUUUCAAAUCAAUCUACUUGUUUAUGUAGUUCCACUUUUGCUUAGCUUGAGAAACGAUGCACAUCUGCACUUGGUUGUGAGUCUGUUGCUCGUGGCGGUGUUCUCAUCAUAUCCAACAUUGAAUGAUGCAUCGGUCUAUUUGGCUCUGUUACCGAUGCUAGAGAAGUACCAUAAAUAUCCACGCUAUACUCUUGUGGUUUGUGGUGCGAUUGUAACCUGUGUUGUGUUGAUGCCGGUUAUGUGGCACAUGUGGAUUGUAGCCGGAUCUGGCAAUGCUAACUUCUACUUUGCUGUUACAUUGAUAUACAAUGUUGCACAGAUCUACUUAAUGAUUGACUUAAUGUUCGCUUACUUCCGAAAAGAAGCAGAUGAGAUCUCAGCGUCAUUGGUGACACCAAAGACCAAUUUUGUACUUCAUUAAACUGUGAUUUUCAUGUUGCAAUUAGCUUUAUGGUAAUUACCAUUCUAUAAAUUGAUUUUGUGAU
Cylicocyclus nassatus is the source of this 1483-nucleotide messenger RNA. Lineage: Eukaryota; Metazoa; Nematoda; Chromadorea; Rhabditida; Strongylidae. The record is from the annotation of a GenBank genome assembly.